UGCCCAAUUACGUGAGCCUACCACGUUGAAAAAACCGUUGACCUCUUUACGGUGGGCGGAGCUGCUGCAACGAGCCAUUCCUUGCAGACAAUACUCGUCGACUCUUUUUUCUUUUUAUUUUUAAUUCCUUUCAAACGAUGAAUUUCAUCACAGUAACCCUAACCCUAAUCGUAAUAGCUGGGGUUUUAUCCUCUACCUCACAAUCACUCCGCUUCGAUAUCCAAUCGGGUCAUUCCAGAUGCAUCGCCGAAGACAUCAAAAGCAACUCCAUGACCGUCGGCAAGUACCACAUCGUCAAUCCUAACGAGGGCCAACCUUUACCCGAAUCACACAAGCUCUCCGUCAGGGUGACGUCGUCUUAUGGGAAUAGUUAUCAUUACGGAGACCAUGUUGAUUCGGGCCAGUUUGCGUUUACGGCUAGCGAGAAUGGGGAUUAUAUGGCUUGCUUUUGGGCUGUUGAUCAUAAGCCACAAAUAACCUUGACCGUUGAUUUUGAUUGGAGGACGGGUGUGCAAGCUAAGGACUGGUCUAAUGUCGCUAAGAAAGGCACAGUUGAUUUCAUGGAAUUAGAGCUCAAGAAGUUGUUUGAUACUGUUGAUUCAAUUCAUCAAGAGAUGUUUUAUCUUCGGGAAAGAGAAUCAGAAAUGCAGCAGCUGAAUGAAGCCACCAACUCCAGAAUGGCGUGGUUGAGUGGGCUUUCACUUUUUAUUUGCAUAACAGUUGCGGGCUUGCAACUAUGGCAUUUGAAGACCUUUUUUGAGAAAAAGAAGCUUAUUUAAGUUCUUAGUGGACAAGAUAAAAACUUUUGUAUUCAAUUCUCCUGUAAAUUAUCUUAGAAAAAUGUGCUUUUUGAUAGAAACAAAUAAUUAUGGGAUCAAAUUGUUAGAUUCAUUUGGGGUUUCAAGUGUCGGGAUUAAAAAGGAAGGUACUUUCAGAUUUUGGUAUGACACUGUUUUAUGUUAGCUAAAGGAAUGAUUCUAGGAGAGCCUUCGCAUAUUAAUACAAAAAAGGUCGAUUUCAA
Molecule: messenger RNA, 1021 nt
Organism: Mangifera indica (mango)
Lineage: Eukaryota; Viridiplantae; Streptophyta; Magnoliopsida; Sapindales; Anacardiaceae
Product: transmembrane emp24 domain-containing protein p24delta9-like
Exons: 4
Coding region: 138-779 (213 amino acids)
Biological process (GO): Golgi organization; intracellular protein transport; endoplasmic reticulum to Golgi vesicle-mediated transport
Cellular component (GO): endoplasmic reticulum; Golgi apparatus; COPII-coated ER to Golgi transport vesicle
Source: RefSeq, a predicted model, not a curated record